Molecule: messenger RNA, 5600 nt
Organism: Nothobranchius furzeri (turquoise killifish)
Lineage: Eukaryota; Metazoa; Chordata; Actinopteri; Cyprinodontiformes; Nothobranchiidae
Source: RefSeq, a predicted model, not a curated record
GAAGUCAAAUACCGAAACACACACAGGGUUUCUCUCCAGGGCGGAUCUAUUCCUCCUCUCAGGAGAAGAAAGCGCAGCUCCGGGAAUAAAGACGCCUCAUUUUGGAUUAAUAUCGGGUCUAAUUUGAGAUUUUCUCUGGUUUGGAUUCGCCGAGGACAGCUUCCGAUGAUAAAAGAAGAGGAAUAUUUCCUUUUUGUUUGUCUUGUGAUGUUUGUUUGAAGUUCACCACUGUGGAGAUUUGAAUGAGGAUGACCGCCCUCACUCGGAAGGUGCAGCAGGUGUUUUUCUUCCUGCUGCUGUGCGCACGCUGCAGCGCACAAACGCAGGAGGGUGAUCAGACGCCAGAAGUGGCUGUUUGCACCGGCACCCAGAAUUCUCUCAGCAUGACAGGAGACACCGAUAAGCAGUACGAGUUGACAAAGAAGAUGUACACCGGCUGUGUCAUUGUGAUGGGCAACCUGGAGAUAGCCAUGAUGGAGCACACCAGGGACUUCAGCUUCCUGCAGUCUAUUAAGGAAGUGACAGGCUACAUACUAUUUGCUGUCAAUGAGUUCAGCCGGCUCCCACUCGACAACCUACGCGUCAUCAGAGGCAACACUCUGUUUGAAGACCGCUACGCCUUGGCAGUGAUGCUCAACUACCAGAGAGACGGUCAACAUGGCCUCCAAGAACUGGGCCUGACACACCUCACAGAGAUACUGGACGGAGGGGUCAAAAUCACUCAGAAUCGGAACCUGAGCUAUGCCCCUCAGGUGAACUGGCUGGACAUAGUGAAAGAUGAGUCAGCUCACAUCGAGAUUGAAGACAACGGUCCUAAAUUGCCUUGUGACAAAGCAUGUGGAGACGUGUCGUGUUGGGGACCAGGAAACAACUCGUGUCAGAUCUUGACAAAGACGGUGUGCGCCCCUCAGUGCAAUGGUCGGUGCUUUGGUAGAAACCCGAGUGAGUGUUGUCACAACGAAUGUGCUGGAGGCUGCAUGGGACCCCUGGAAUCAGACUGCUUUGCUUGCAAGAAUUUUAACAACUCCGGUUCCUGUGUGGCCCAGUGUCCCCAGACAGUUAUCUACAACAGAAACACAUUCAAAAUGGAGCCCAAUCCCAACGCCAAGUACCAGUAUGGAUCCAUCUGUGUGUCACAGUGUCCCCCCAACUUUGUGGUGCAUGAAAGCUCGUGUGUGAGCAACUGCCCAGCAGAUAACACGGAGGUGGAGAAAAAUGGAGUCAAACGUUGUGAGCCCUGUGGAGGUUUCUGUCCUAAAGCUUGUGAAGGCACAGGAAGUCCAAACAGAGAAACCGUUGACGCCAGUAACAUCGACAGUUUCAUCAACUGCACUAAGAUCCAGGGCAGUCUUGACUUCCUGGUGACGGGAAUAAAGGGUGACUCUUACAAAAAUAUCCCAGCCCUCGAUCCAGAAAAGCACGUUUUUAGCACUGUGCAGGAAAUUUCAGACUACCUAAAUAUCCAGUCGUGGCCGGAAAGCCUGUCUAACUUGUCAGUGUUUUCCAAUCUGCACACAAUACAAGGCAGAACACUUUACAGAGGAUCAAAUUCUAAAAGAGGCUACUCUCUCCUGCUGGUGAAGAUUGAAUCUCUGACCUCCCUGGGUCUCCACUCACUGCAGAAAAUAAAUGACGGCAUUGUCUACAUCUCAGGAAAUAAAAAUCUCUGCUACCAUAACAUGAACUGGACGCGCAUCCAAAACAGUGGCUCUCGUCCACAGAAACGAAACAAGCAGCCUGAAAUCAGGAACAACAGAGCUCUAGAUGAGUGUGCUAAAGAAAACCACGUGUGUGACCCUUUAUGCUCCUCUGAUGGCUGCUGGGGUCCAGGACCAGCUCAGUGUGUUUCCUGUAAGACAUACAGGCGUGGAGGAGUGUGUGUGGAGGACUGCAUGUUCCUAACUGGGAAGAUGAGGGAGUUUGCUACUGAGUCAAGGGAGUGUAUGCCCUGUCACGCACAGUGUAAAGUCCAAGAGGGGAAGGAGACCUGCAGAGGCCCGGGUGCAGAUCAGUGUGUAGCCUGUGCCAGCCUGCAGGACGGUCCACACUGUGUCUCCUCAUGUCCUGAAGGUUUGAUGGGUGGGGAGGGAGUCAUCUAUAAAUACCCAAACAAGCGAGGCCGCUGCGAACAAUGUCACAUCAACUGCACCCAAGGGUGCACCGGUCCAGGUAAAGGAGGCUGUGACAGGACUUACGGACCAAUUUCUGGACAAUCGACCACGUUCAUUGUUCUGGGAGUAAUCGCAGUGCUCUUCUGUUCGUUCUCCAUCUUUGUGCUGAGUGUCCUGUACCGCCGAGGCCUCGCCAUCCGUCGCAAGAGAGCUAUGAGGAGAUACAUUGAGAGUGGGGAAAGUUUUGAACCUUUGGAGGAAAAGGAGAAAGUCCAUGCUCGGUUCCUGAAACCGUCUGAUCUGCGUAAGAUCAAGCUGCUGGGUAGCGGUGUGUUUGGAACCGUCCAUAAGGGCAUUUGGAUUCCCGAGGGAGACACAGUGAAGCUGCCUGUUGCCAUAAAGACGAUUCACGAUCGCACUGGUCGACAGGACUUCUACCAAAUCACAGAUCUCAUGGUAACACUGGGAAGCAUGAACCACAUUAACGUCACCAAGAUUUUGGGUAUAUGUCCUGGCGAAAGCCUGCAGCUCGUCAGCCCGCUCAGCAACCACGGCUCCCUGCUGGAGCACGUCAGGAGCAACAAGAACAAGCUCAGCCCUCAGAGGCUGCUCAACUGGUGUGUUCAAAUCGCAAAGGGAAUGAACUACCUGGAGGAGAACAACGUUGUUCACAGGAACCUGGCUGCCAGAAACGUGCUCAUCAACAAUCAUUUCACAGCACAGGUUUCAGAUUAUGGUAUUUCAGAGCUGCUCUAUCCUGAGGACAAAAAGCAUUACUACAAAGAGGUUAAGACACCAAUCAAGUGGAUGGCCUUGGAGAGCAUCAUGUUUCGCACAUUCACACAUCAGAGUGAUGUCUGGAGUUAUGGAGUGACGGUUUGGGAGAUGAUGUCUUAUGGAGCGGAGCCAUACGCAACAAUGGCUCCACAGGAGGUUCCUGAUCUGCUGGAAAAAGGCGAGCGCUUGUCUCAGCCUCAGAUAUGCACCAUUGACGUCUACAUGGUCAUGGUUAAAUGUUGGAUGAUUGAUGAGAAUGUCCGUCCAACGUUUAAGGAGCUGGCCGGUGAAUUUACUAGAAUGGCCAGAGACCCACCUCGCUACCUGGUGGUCAAAGAGGACUGCAGCCAGCAGGAACUGGCCCAUGAUGAAGUUGCCCAGCGGAGUGCAGACCUUGAUGACUUUGACGAUUUAGAUAUGGAGCAGGAGGACCAGGGGGCAGAGGGGGUGGAUGACAUGGCUCCAGCAGCCUAUUACCUGUCCAAAAGUCUGAGCCGUGUCUCUAGGAUAGAUCAUCACAGAUUGGUUCCACAUCCUUCAAGUGGGGCUGAAUACCUGCCCAUGACCCCAGGUGUCGACAUUAUAGGACAGGCUUCAUGGCAGUCACGCUCUCGACUGAACUCUGCUCGCACUGUGUCUGAGAGCUCAGAGGGGUGUAGCACAGCGGUGGAGAUGGACGUGAGUGAGGACUUCCCGGUGGCUGAGGGCCCCAAACAAAGGCGUCAGCGUGAGGACAGUGCUUAUGAGUCACAGAGAGACAGCAUGUCGGGUGGACCGACGGAGACGCCCUCACCAGAGAUAGAAGAGGAAGAUCAGAAUGGAUAUGUGCUUCCUGGAGGCAGCCCAGAAAGAGAUCUUCUGCUGUCAUCAUCUCGACUCACUUCUGUCAGGAUGGCGAAGUCUCGCUCCUCUGGCCUCCUGGAUGACCCAGAUGAUGAAGAGUAUGAGUACAUGAACAAGCAAAUGUGCGUAACACCUGUCUCCAUGAGGUCGAAUGGCCACUGGUCGAAUGCCACCAAGAAGAGGCCCUCCUCUGUAUCUUCACAAGCAACAAUGUGCUCCUGUGACACCACGUUGUCUGUGGAGGUCAAGGGAGGAGCAACAGUGAGCAAGAACAAGUCUGAUUCAGAACAAUUGGUUGAAUACGAAUACAUGGACAUCAGAGGGAGGGAACGAGACGAAAGCCCUCCAGAACACAACCCUCCUCCGCCCCCUAUUAUACCAAGGACGAGAAAAGAGGAAGAGGAGGACAUAUAUGUGGAGGACAGCAACUAUCAUUACACUAACAAACAGCCAAAGCUGAGACGAGCUCUGAGAGACAAGAAGGAGCAGAGGAUAGAGGGAGGAGAUAGCAGUGAGGCAGAAGAAUAUGAGGACAUGGAGAGCUUUGCUGCGCCUCCACCUGCUGAUGUGGUGGUUUACCAGAACAUGCAGAGGGAGGGGAUGGAGGCUACAGGGCCACGCCCGUCUGAGUAUGACUCACAUGUGAGAGUACGGGCUGGAGUCGGGCAUGGGGAGGCUGCUGCUGCUGUUGGAGACAGCUCUUUUGACAAUCCAGGCUACUGGCACAGCAGGAUGUUCCUGAAGCCCAACGCGGUGCCAACAUGAAGAACAUGUUAACCUCACGCCUGGGACCCAGUGAUGAAGGACCUAAUCUAGGAAACACAGAAGUCAGACAAUGAAGCUGGUUAAAAAAAAACAACAAGUUCACUCAAAGGGAUGAAUCUCACCUCAGGAACUAUGCAGACUUAAUGCAUUUUUUUUUGUUCUCAUUUUUUACUGAUUGUACAUUUUUAUCACCUGCUGUUUAUAUUAUUGUUGUGUAUAUUUCUCUUUUGUAAUAUAUUAACACAUGUUUGACAAACAUUGUGUUUUAACAUAACUGUAUAUUGGUGUUAAUUUGACACAAAAUCUCAAAAUAAUGAGAAACUUUCUCAGAUUAAUGACUUUUGGUCUAGCAUCAUAGUUACACACAUUUGUGCCGUUAAGUAAAGCAGACGAGCAUGGCCUUGUGUUUUUAUGUACUUUUGACAUGAAUAAGUAUAUUAUACCAUUAGGCUUCUCGUACAUUUAUCAUCACAGCAGAUGUAGCCUAGCUGUACAUGAACCUUCUCAGUGGCCUAGUGGUAGAGUGUCUGGACCGGGAGAUUGGGGUUCAAAUCCCAGUCGGGUCACAUCAAAGACUUUAAAAAUAAUUGGAUCCAAUGCCUCCUUGCUUGACACUCAGCUUUAAGGGCUUUGAUUGGGGGGGUUAAACCACCAAAUAUAGCUCCCGAGCGCAGCCACAGCUGCAGCUCACCCAAUGUGUGCUGAUGACUAAUGGGCCUGGUUAGAAAAAUUAAUAUUGUGUGUAAUUACAAGAUGCACCUGAGUCAGUCUGUAGAAAUUUCUUUUGUGUAAUUUUGAGAAUUUCUGAUAAAGUUUCUCAAUAUAAAAUAUUUGCUAUUUUCUUCCAUUUUGUUGUCACAAAUAGGCUUCCAUACAUUAUUGUGUCCUGUGAUUUGGGGGCAUUUCAGGAAUAAAAGCACUGAAAAUUUAUAACAGAACUGAACAGAUUACAAGCUAUUUUUUGUCUACCUUUUUAAUGAUUUAAUGAUUUUUGUUAGAACAAAUGUGUUUUUUGUGAGGGGGGUUAAUAACUGUUUUAAAACUUCUUACAUCAAUGCUAUAUGAAAAACAUUUUCUACUAAAUAAAAUAUUUUUAAAUAGUCA